Molecule: messenger RNA, 1549 nt
Organism: Dermatophagoides farinae (American house dust mite)
Lineage: Eukaryota; Metazoa; Arthropoda; Arachnida; Sarcoptiformes; Pyroglyphidae
Source: RefSeq, a predicted model, not a curated record
AUUUGUUUACCUUUCAUUUUUUGCAUUGCUUAUAAUUUAUUUUUCUCAGUCAUUGAGUUGUUUUAUGAUAAAGUUUUACAUCACUCUGAUACAAUCAAGCUUCAUGAAUUGAUUGUCAAAUGCAACAGAAGGAAAAUGUCACACAAUAAUAAAAGCCAAAUGAAAACGACAAAUCAAAAGUCGAUUGUCAACUAUGAAGAUGAUUACGAAGAUAUCGAUUUAGUGUCGGCCCAAAGACAUUCGACAUCAAGUGGCAAGCGGCGAUCGGAUCAGUAUACAUCACAAGCAGGAUAUAGUCAUAAAGAUCGUGAUGACCAUAGUCAUCGCCAGCUCAUACGUAGUAAUGAUGGUGGAUAUAAAGAUAAUCAUAGCAAUCAUGGUUCAUCUCACCACUAUAAUUAUAGAAGCCAUGAUCGAUCCUCUUCGUCUAGAAAUCGGCAUCGAUCAUCAUCACAAACAAGUAGAAAUAAUUCAACAAAUAAACAUAGAGAAAGAAGUGAAUCUCAUAACCACCACAACAAACAGGAAGAGUCCCGACAUAAGCAUGGCGAUGAUUAUCGUAAAUCAAAACGUGAUCGAUCUCAUUAUCAGCAUAGUCGAACACGGUCGUCCAAAGAGCCAUCCAUGACAAAUCAUGGAAGCCAAGAACGACGUUAUCAUGUCCGCCAUAGUAGACAUCAUCAUUUUCAUUAUGGUCAUCGUUCAAGCCGUAGUCGUAGUCAAGAUGCUGAAAGACGAAUGGAACAAUCAUCGAAACCCAAAGAAUACGAAUCUGCUAUUAUUACGAGUAGUAAGCAUUCGAAUGUCGAGUGUAACAAAUCCGACAAUAUAAAAUUAGUUGAAGACCAAAUUAUAGUUUCAAGUCAGAUAGAAACUGUGACAGAAUCUAAACCUCGAGAGCCACCCGCAGUUUUAGCAUCAGUAGCUGCUGUCGUGGCUACUAUGAAGGCACAACAAUCAUCAGAAUCAGUAUUUAAUCGCAUUUCACCUCACCAGACAAUUCCAUCGCAGCUUACCGAUAUUCCAAAAUAUUAUAAUGCCAAAAUGGUAAAUGCAGCCAAAUUAGCUCAACAGGCAGAAAAGCGUAAACUUUUGUGGGGUGAUAACAAGGGUUCAGCUAGCGACAAGGUGAAAACGUCCGCGACGACAUCAGCCAACGUAUGGACGAACCUCAAAUUUCAAGGCGAACAUGGUCAGGCAAUGACGGAAAAAUUUCGUAAAUUGAUGGGAAUCAAAACAACAGACAAUACUAAUCAACAAUCGCUAUCAUCUAAAAAUGAUGAUGUUAAGGAAAGUAGCCGUCAUAAUGAACAGAUUGCCGCAUCGAACCAAGCAAAACUGUUUGAAAAUCUGGACCAACAAUAUUCGAUUGCACGUCGAUCCACGCAUCUGGCACGUGGAGUUGGUUUGGGCUUUACAGCUGCAGGUAUGUCCACUUCGUUCCAGCGUAGCUGUGGUGAAAAUGACAAGUAGCACUUCCUUCAUUAACCAAUGUCUCGACUUUACUGAAAUGAUUGUCAUGAUAAAAAUAAAUGUAUUCAAACUAUGA